AAGCAGACGGCGUUGGGCUGAUGCGGAGUGAGUGGCUUGGCUCUCGUCCCUCCGUUUAAAAAGCGAUUAAUAAUCAACAGCAAAAUGUCACUUUUAAACAUAACUAUCCUUUUAUACCUCAUCAUAACUGUAUAUAAAUUAGAUGUUUGUUAUAGUUAUCAAGGUCCAAAGUUCGUGCGUGAACCCCCUAACAGAGUGGUUUUCCUUAAUACAACGGGGACAAUUAUAAGUUGCUUAGUGAAAGGUAACCCAAUGCCAACAGUAACUUGGAUCAAAAGAGAUGAUACUUUGAUUAGUGACUUACCUGGUUUAAGACAUGUUAAACCCGAGGGAUCGCUUGUAUUUCCACCAUUUCAAGCAGAGGAUUAUAGACAAGACGUACACGAUACUGUAUAUAAAUGUUUAGCAACUAGUUCUGUUGGAAAAAUUGUGAGCAGGGAAGUUCAAGUGCGAGGAGUUGUAUUACAAGAUUAUCAAGCCCAUGUAUAUGACGAAUUUGUCAUUCGUGGCAACACGGCAGUGUUAAAAUGUCAAGUUCCGGCAUUCGUAAAGGAGUUCAUGGUCGUGUCUUCGUGGACACGUGAGGACGGUCUAGUUAUUUUGCCACGAUCUAAUCCAGAUACAAAAUAUCUUAUGAUACAUGAUGGCGAACUACACAUCAGGAAUGCUGACAGAGCUGACAGUUUAAAGAAAUAUGAAUGUAAUAUUCGGAACAUCCUUUCUGGUGAAGACAAGAAAAGUUCUACCACCGGACAACUAAUAGUAACAGAUCCGACUGGUUCGAUCCCUCCCCGCAUAACCAAUGGAAGGCUUACUGUAGAAACAUUUGAAGAAAGAGCAGUGGAACUCCCUUGUGCUGCACAAGGUUAUCCUGUGCCCAUUUAUAGAUGGUACAGGAACGAAGAUAGUCAGCUUAUACCGGUUCAUUUAGGGGAAAGAAUGUUUCAAAUAGAUGGAACGCUAUUCAUUUCAAGAACUAUACAGCAAGAUAGUGGAAAAUACGUAUGCGUUGUAUCAAAUAAUGUCGGUGAAGAAAGAACAGAAACAGUUCUUUCUGUUAAAGGCAACUUGUCAGUCUGGUUACAUCCUGAUCCUUUAACGGUCGAAGCCGGAAGAUCAGUGACUUUCAACUGCUCGAUAACCGGUUAUCCAAUCAAUUCUGUGAUCUGGUUAAAAGAUCAAAGACAUCUGUUACCCAACACUAGAAUUCGUCUAAUAUCUAAUCGUUUGUUGCACAUCACUUCUGUUCAGAGAUCAGACCAAGGAAUGUAUCAAUGUUUUGUAUAUAACGAAUGGCAGUCAGCACAAGGAACGGCGCAACUAACCUUAUCAGAAGAUGCUCCACACUUUUCUUUCACUUUUUCUAAGAAGAUAUUAGCUCCAGGUAGAAGAUUGGCUCUUAGAUGUACAGCAAUUGGAAAUCCAUUACCAAGAGUAACAUGGACACUAGAUAACAAAGCAAUUCCAGAAAAUCACCGUGUGCAAUAUGGAGACUUUGUUAGUGUAUCGAGCGAAGUUGUCAGUUUUGUCAACAUUAGCAGCGUUAUGAGGGAAGACGGUGGCGUAUAUCAAUGUAAAGCUCAAAAUGAUGCUGGUUAUGUUGUUCACGCUGAAAGAAUAGAUAUCAUCGGACCACCUUAUAUUAGACCAAUGGGAAACAUUACUGUAGUAGCUAAAGAGACUCUGUUGUAUAGAUGCCCUGUAUCGGGCUAUCCAACACCAUCUGUGAUCUGGAAGAAAGACGGAAGAGAACUGCCUUUAAACGAAAGACAACAAGUCUUUUCUAAUGGGACUUUAAUUCUUAAUGAUAUCGCUAGAGAAACUGAUGAAGGUACAUAUACCUGCUUGGCUAACAAUAAAAAGGGAGAAGAGACCAGAGCCGACUUAAUCAUUAGAGUGACAAAAAAACCGGUCAUAAAUUCCUUUAGUUUUCCUAACGUUCUGGCUGAAGGAAUGAGAGUUAUUGCAACAUGCAACGUUCUGACAGGCGAUCCACCAAUAACUAUCCGAUGGUUGAAGGAUGAGUUUCCAUUAAACAGAGAGUCUUUGAAUGUUGAGGAAUCGUCUCUUCGAGACUUUGGUUCUUCUCUCGUCUUUAAUAGUGUGGGAAGAUCUCAUAAUGGCAACUAUACGUGUGUUGCUAGUAAUGAGGCUGGAACGACUAAUUAUACGGCCGCAAUGGUAGUAAACGUACCUCCUCGUUGGAAAAUAGAACCUACAGAUAUGUCUGUAGUAGUGGGAGAUCUGGUAAUUUUCGACUGUCAAGCCGAAGGAUAUCCCCCACCUUUGAUAAGAUGGAAAAAAGCUAUAGAUGAAACUUCGAAGAGAAAUUUCAAAUCAAUUAUCAGUAAUUAUCAUAUACAGACACUAGAAAACGGUUCACUUAGUAUUAAUAAUGUAGAGAUUAAAGAUUCUGGACAAUAUCUAUGCGAGAUAACUAACGGUUUUGGAGCCGAGCUCAGUACAGUUGUACGAUUAUCCGUUCAUGUCGCUGCUCACUUUAAAACGAAUUUCUUAGUCCAACGUGUCCCUAAAGGAAGUGUACUUAACAUACAAGCCGAAGCCUACGGUGAAAGACCCAUUAAUAUCGAGUGGCGUAAAGAUAAAGUUUAUAUAAAAUCUUCGGUGGAUACUAGAUACAUAAUUAAGGAAAACAUUACAACAGAAGGGCUGCAGUCGGUUUUGACAGUUAAUCGAGCUGAUCGAAAAGAUUCUGGUGUGUACUCGUGUCUCGCCACUAAUGCCUACGGAAAAGAUGAAUUAAAGAUACAAGUAUUAGUGGAAGAACCACCCGAUCCUCCUACAGACGUUCGAGCUACAGAUGUAAAUAGUAGGAGUGCAACUUUGCGUUGGAAUGUUGUUUAUAUAGGAAACAGCCCGAUAGAAAAGUUUUUUGUAGAAUGGAAACUAGCUUCAGAUCCACCAAGUACUCCAGUGCUACGUAUAUCAUCAUCAUCUUCUUCUUCCGUUGUAUUAUCUUGGGAAAUAAAGCGUGAUAAUCCAAUUAACGAACCACCCGAUCCUCCUACAGACGUUCGAGCUACAGAUGUAAAUAGUAGGAGUGCAACUUUGCGUUGGAAUGUUGUUUAUAUAGGAAACAGCCCGAUAGAAAAGUUUUUUGUAGAAUGGAAACUAGCUUCAGAAUCAUGGACAUCAGCUUUCGAAAAAGAAAUAUCUGGUUCAAAUAUGACAAUGGUUAUAAAUAAUUUACGCCCAGUAACUAAUUAUCAUUUUAGAGUUUACGCGUCGAACGCAUUAGGAAAAAGUUCUCCAAGCGAUGUUCACUCGUUAACAACAGAAGAGGAAGUGCCAAGUUUACCUCCAACUAAUCUUGAAGCAACUCCAUUAAAUUCUCACAGCAUUAGAGUUUCAUGGAAGGUAGUUAGUGACAGAAUCAUAGUCUUGAGGAUGCAGGGAAAACCAGUCAAUCUGUCAAUCAUUCAAGUUUAUGCUCCUACUACAGAAGCGACAGAAGAAGAAAUUGAAGGGUUUUAUGAAAAGCUUCAAGAAACAGUUAAUAAUUUACCAAAAAAAGAUGCACUCUUUAUUCUUGGUGACUGGAAUGCAAAAGUAGGAAAAGAAGAGACUCCAGGACAUGUUGGAAGAUAUGGUCUUGGGAAAAGAAAUGAUGCUGGGAUACGACUAGUGGAAUUCUGCAUUUCAAAUAACCUCUUUAUUGCAAAUACAUAUUUCCAAUUACAUAAACGAAGACUAUAUACAUGGACAUCACCAGAUGGAAAUUAUAAAAAUCAAAUUGAUUAUAUAAUAGGUAGCAAGAGAUGGAGGAAUGCAAUCAAAUCAGCAUGUACCAGACCGGGUGCUGACUGUGGGACUGAUCAUGAACUCCUUAUCUCAAAAAUAUCAUUACAUUUGAAAGCUAAGAAAAAAGGAAGUGAAAUAAUGGGAUGUUAUGCUAGAGAUAUCACCCCAUCUUACAUCUCAGAAAUAAAAGAAGGUCUCAAAACAAUUAAUACAUCAGGAAAGAAACCUGAUGAAAACACACAUGGAAAGGAUUUAAUGGAAGAAAGUGAAAUAAAGAGAAGAUGGAAAGAAUAUACAGAACAACUUUAUAAAGCAGAUAAUAACAUAGAAGAAAUAAUUGAAGGAAGACAUUUUACUUUGGAACCAUCAAUUUUGAAGGAAGAAGUGGAAUGGGCAAUCAACCAAAUUUCAAUUGGGAAAGCAGCAGGAACUGACGGAAUUCCAGUGGAACUGCUCAAAGCAGCUGGAGAGGAAGGAAUUAGAAUACUAACAAAGCUAUGCCAACAAAUAUGGGAAAAGAAGGUUUGGCCAAAGGAGUGGAAGCAAUCCAUUUUUAUACCAAUCCCAAAAAAUGGCAAUGCAAGAGAAUGUUCCAACUAUAGAACAAUCGCACUAAUUCCCCAUGCAAGUAAGAUUCUGUUAAAAAUAAUACAGAAGAGAAUUGAGCCAUAUUUAGAAAGAGAAUUGCCACUGGAACAGGCUGGAUUUAGAAAGGGAAGAGGAACUCGCGAUCAAAUUAGCAACAUCAGAUGGAUUCUAGAAAAGGCAAAAGAGUACCAGAAGGACGCCUUCUUUUGUUUUAUAGACUAUAGUAAAGCCUUCGAUUGUGUGGAUCACUCCAAGUUAUGGAAAGUACUCAGGAGCAUGGGAAUUCCUGAACACCUUAUAUCUUUAUUGAUGAGUCUUUACAAUGAACAAGAAGCAAAAGUAAGAACUCUAUACGGAGAAACUGAAUGCUUUAAAAUUGAGAAAGGGGUGCGACAAGGCUGCAUUUUGUCUCCAUAUCUGUUUAACUUAUAUACUGAAUAUAUCAUGAGAAUGGUUACUACAAAUGAAGAGUCCAUUGGUAUCAAGAUUGGAGGCGAAACUAUUAAUAAUAUAAGAUAUGCAGAUGAUACCACCCUUUUGACAGAAAGCAAAGCAGAUUUAGAAAAACUUAUCAUAAGGGUAAAAGAAGAAAGUGCUAAAUUUGGUUUGAAGCUAAAUGUAAAGAAAACUAAAGUAAUGUCAACUAAAGAGUUAAAAGAUUUCAUUGUGGAUGGUGAAAGAAUUGAAGUGGUAGAAAGUUACAUACUUUUGGGCUCAAAGAUAGAAAGGAAUGGAAGUUGUGAAGGAGAAAUCAGGAGGAGAAUUAAUCUUGGCAGAACAGCCAUGGCAAAUCUCACCAAGAUAAUGAAAGAUAAAGACAUUUCCAUUCAUACUAAGAAAAGAAUUGUAGAAGCAAUGGUUUUCCCUGUAACAUUAUAUGGCUGUGAAAGCUGGACUCUAAGGAAAAAGGAAAGAAAAAUGAUAGAUGCAUUCGAAUUAUGGGUAUGGAGAAGAUUACUUAGAGUUCCAUGGACAGAAAAGAAAACAAAUAUCUCAAUUUUAGAAAAAAUUAAGCCAAGCUUCUCCUUAGAGUCAAGAAUCUUAAAACAAAAAUUGACCUACUUUGGACAUGUGAUGCGUAAAGAAGUUUCCCUAGAGAAGACUAUUAUGCUGGGAAAAGUGGAAGGUAGAAGGAAGAGGGGAAGGCAACGGAUAAGAUGGAUGGAGGAAAUAGAGAAAGUCACAGAAAUGAAGCUGGAGGAGCUACGAGAGACAACAAGGGAAAGAUCAAGAUGGAGAAGACUUGUCCAUGAAUAUACAAUAUUAUAUAAACAAGAGAAUGGCCAGUGGGAGGAGAUGGAUGUACCUGGAGACCAAUUAUCUUACACUCUUCAAAAUCUUCAGUGUGGUACUCGUUAUCAGUUUUACAUGUACGCUUAUAACGAGAUAGGAAAAAGUGAUCACAGUGACAUAACAAGCGUCACCACACUCGGAGGAGCUCCUGUCGCUCCAGAUAAGAAGCAUUUAUUGUACGUCAACACUACGUCUGUGUUGGUAAAACUCAAUGCUUGGCAUAAUGGAGGUUGUCCUAUCUCGUCCUUCACUAUCCAAUACAAACAACGUGGUCAGAGGGAGUGGACACUCGUUUCAAACAGCAUUCUUCCUGUCGAAAACAAUUUCCUGUUACCAGGUCUUCAGCCUGCUACAAGGUACAACCUCUUGAUGUCGGCUCACAACGAGGCAGGAACCACAGAAGCCGAGUUUGUUUUUGGAACACUCACCUUAACUGGUGCUACUCUGUCUCCGGCAUUAAAUGAAGGAAACGAAGGAACGUCUUUCUACAAGAACUUGUCCAUUAUAAUCCCAAUUGUCUGCGCUAUAGUUGUAUUACUGGUGAUUACAGUUGUAGUACUCAUAGCUUGCGUUAAAAAAAGUAGAAAUUCUGAAUAUGGUACAACUUCUCAAGAAUCCGAUCGCCGUGCAGACCCGAAGGGAGAUAGCAUUUCUAUGGCUUCUGUUGGAAAGAAGCUAUACGAAACACCGAGGGAACCUCUUUAUUAUCCUUCUCCUUAUGCAACAACGAGAAUAUCUAUGUAUUCUGGUGAUAGCGAAUCGUCUUCAGGACAAACUAAUAGCUUGCAAAGACAUGUAGGGAAUAGGCCAGAGCAUACUUACGACGUACCUUUUCCUCCCAAACAGUUUUGCAAUCAGACUAGAUGUUCUUCAGUCUCUCAUGAUUAUCAAACGGUUUUUGCAGAUGGUGGACAAUAUCUUACAGCUUCUGAUAAUAGGCAAGAUCCCACAAAAUCCCAUAGGAUAAAUCACGAGGAUAGACACGAGCGAUAUCAAACCCACAGGAUUACAGAACCAACACGAAGACACAAUUCUAUGAAUAACUCUCGAGAUACAUAUACCGAUAGUGGAUCGGAAGACGACAGCAACAGCGAAGAAAUGGCGAAAAGACAUUUUACUGCCAACGCGACAGAUAACCAUGAAAUGUCAGAAGCAGAAUGCGAUAGAGAUUAUCACUGCAACUUGAAAAAAGGAAAGAACGCUUCGCAAUUUUCAUUCGUCAAACUACGAUUCGACACUGUCCACAACUAGACAACAAUGACUGUUGCUAUAUAAAAAAAUUAAAAAGAAAUUUGAUCGAAAUGUUUGAUAAUACAGUAAAUUGGCCAACAUUUCUAGGAGUUUUAUUUAAUUUGUCAAGUUUCGUUUAUAAAAUUCAGAAGAAGGAAAGACGAGCUGCAUGUUUUGUGCCUUGGAUCUUCGAGAGAAAACUUUGUACGAUUGUAAACAUUUACUGAUAAAGAAAAUAUUUAAAAAAAGAUGUAUUUGCCAUUAUCAACGUUUGCAGAUAUACCUUGUAAUGAUAUUACAAUUUUAAUGUUUAUAGUAACUCGCGAUAUCUUCGUCAUUAAAAAAAAUGUGUAAUACCGAUCAAGUAACAUGUUAAUAAAUGUCAGAAAUUUUAUUACUGUCCAAGUCUACUUUUUAUGGAUAAUUUAAUGAGCAUCUCUCAAUAUUUUAAAAAAUAGCACUAAAUUAUUUAUAAUAUAAA
This is a messenger RNA of Centruroides sculpturatus (bark scorpion), 7354 nucleotides long. Its product is annotated as Down syndrome cell adhesion molecule-like protein Dscam2. The record is from RefSeq and is a predicted model, not a curated record. Gene Ontology annotation, molecular function: protein binding. The transcript is spliced from 28 exons. The coding region runs from base 85 to 6894 and encodes 2269 amino acids. NCBI's taxonomy places the organism in Eukaryota, Metazoa, Arthropoda, Arachnida, Scorpiones, Buthidae.